CAUUUGUCGGUGUAGACAACGACUCAGCAUGCGUUUAGACUAAUUGUAGUAGCUUAAAUAAACCGAGAGCAACGGAAGGAUUGUUGAUGAUGUGAUUAAAUGCACUUGUACUACGUCAGUUGAUCUUGACCAUGUCGACGAGAAAAAUUUUAGUCGCUGUGGUGCCGUGUUUCCUGUGCAUUGCGGUCUACUUGUUAUUUCCACGUUUUAUGAUUGAUCCUGUAUUGACUCCUGACCCAUUGUCACCACCUCCACACCGAAGUGAUCUUAAAGGAGAAAUUAGGAACAUUCAGAAUUUACUGUCGCAGUCUGCCUACAACGUAUCUCCCGUAAAAUGCCUCCCAAAAGGACAAUGCCAGCCCACCCGACAUAUUAUGUUUCUAAAAGUGCAUAAAUGCGGUUCAUCUACCAUGACUAAGAUAUUACAACAGGCUACCCGUAAAUAUAAAUUAAGACCUCUGCAUCCUAAAAGCAACUCAUUUUUUUACCCAUGGACAUCUAGAAAGCAUAUGAUCCGGAGGAAAAUAACCGUGAACGACGCCAACUAUAACCCAAAUAUAACGUAUGAUAUCAUUUUCAAACAUAUGGUUUUUGACUCAAAAGUAAUAGAAAGCAUGAUGCCAAAUGAUACGUUUUAUAUCGGUAUAGUUCGGGAGCCAUUUUCCCAGUUUAAAAGCGCCUUCAGUUAUUAUCACAUUGCAGAGAUAUUCAAUAUGAAAAACUCCACGAACCCUAUCGUGGAAUUUAUGGAAAAUCCAUACAAGUAUUGGACCGACGACUAUGUCACAAGUCACGUGGGCUUCUUGAGAAACGGCAUGAUGUAUGAGUACGGAUUCCCAGAUGAUAGAACGGAUCUCAGGAACAACGACAGAUUUAUUGCUGAAUACAUCGGGUUUUUGGAACAGAAAUUCGAUUUUGUAAUCGUCUUAGAAAUGUUGGAUGAAAGUUUGGUGCUACUACGCCGUUUGCUAUGCUGGGGCAUGGACGACAUCUUGUAUGCUGUAAGAAACAAACGGGAAUAUGAAUACAAAAACGUGAACGAUGAAAUGACUUUGAAGAAACAUGGGAUGUGGAGCAAAGCUGACUAUCAGUUAUAUAACCACUUCCUUACCAAGUUACGGAACACUGUUUUGUUGCAAGGGUCGGACUUUUAUCGUGAGGUGUCGCUCUUCCGUCGAGCAAUCGCGGUGCUCAGCAAAUGUAAGCUUGAGCAUUUUAAGGAUUGCAAAAGAGAACUCAGCAAUCAAGUAUCGGGCAUAUAUUCUCAUUGUUAGAGAUUCAGGAAGUGAUGGGCAACGAAGGUCUCGAAAAAUCAUGGAAAUACAUACAGUGUAUAUGAAAAUGUGCGGCGGUCUAGUUGUUAAUGACUGGGGUUACAAUGAAUGUAUAUAAUCAUCUUUCUUCAACAACACAAGAGGGCCUUCCCACAGAAAUCUCUCCCAGAAAUUCUAGAUAUUCAUUCAUCCUUAUGCCUGCAUGU
This is a messenger RNA of Lingula anatina, 1480 nucleotides long. Its product is annotated as galactosylceramide sulfotransferase. The record is from RefSeq and is a predicted model, not a curated record. Lineage: Eukaryota; Metazoa; Brachiopoda; Lingulata; Lingulida; Lingulidae.